AUGGCUGCCGUGGUCCAGCGCGGGACGCACGGAAGAGGCGGCGGCGCAUGCGGCGCUCAGUGGCUCGGCUGGCUCCGGGACGGCGUGGGACACCGGCGCUGCGACGUUGGUGCGCGCGCGGGGAAGGAGUGCGCGGCCCGGCGGGGGCGACCACGGCGCAGCAAGCUCCUCGGCACCGGCGGCAUGGAGAGGUACUGUGACCACGGCCCAGCACACGCAUGCCCCAGCUCCCGGUACAGGGCGUCACUAGGCAUUCCUCCUGAGCCAGCAGCUGCUCCAGGGUUGGCCAAGUCCAUCGCCGUGGCCAUAUCUUACAAGUCAGACGCCUCAAAAAUGGCUAGCGAGACCAAACAACAGGAGCACUAUCCACGCUGCGGGCGGCUGAGCUCCAUGGAUCUGCCCCAACAACGGUCGUGGGAACACGCACAACCAGACCAGACCUUCUGCACCGCUCACUGGCCCCACCUGCGUGCUGAGCUCCGGGAGGCUGACAACUCGUCGGGGGGGGAGCUCGCUGGCGCCGUGGGCGUGGAGGAGACGAGGCGGCUUGCGUUGAGGGAGGCGGGGGGAGGUAUGAGCCUGGGCAGGUGA
Miscanthus lutarioriparius is the source of this 591-nucleotide messenger RNA. NCBI's taxonomy places the organism in Eukaryota, Viridiplantae, Streptophyta, Magnoliopsida, Poales, Poaceae. The record is from the annotation of a GenBank genome assembly.